CAUUGUUUUCCGCCAGCCUAUUAUCCAUCUGUCACCUUCUAUCCUCCUCCGCCGGCCUUCCAAUUCCCCUAACUCGUAAAAUCCUCUCUUGCUUCCACUGCUUACUUCCUCUCUUUUCUUGACCUCUCUCUUCUCAAAACCUCUCCUUUAAGUACAACUCCACCGCAAGUCCGAAUCUUUAGGGAGAACCGAAGAACUCGCUCUCUUCUCUUCUCACUCUCUCUCUCUAUCUUCCUCGGUCUGUAGUGGAGAGCAGAGAGUGAAAAACAGUUGCAGAGAUCAAUGGAUAGGCUAAUAAGAAUCGAGCCGACGAACGAGGUCACCGUCAGGCUCGAACCGGGCCAGCGCUCCUACGGCGUGUUCACCCUUCGAAAUGUUAUGUACACCAUGCCGGUCGCCUUCCGCCUCCUCCCGCUCAACCGAAACCGGUUCUCCAUCCGACCUCAAACAGGCAUCAUCGCCCCCCUCGCCACGCUCACCGUAGAAAUCACAUACCUUGCUCCACUUCCACCGGCGCCAUUUCUCCCAGACAGUGCGCCAGAAUCCGACGACUCCUUCUUCCUCGACUCCGUCGUCUCCCCUGGAGCUUCUUUCAAAGACGGUGCCUCUGCCACAGCCCUCGACGCCGUCCCCGCUGACUGGUUCACCGCAAAGAAAAAACAAGUUUUUACCGAUUCCGCGCUCCGUAUCUUCUACGUCGGCUCAGCUGUGUUAGCCCGACUCGUUGACACGGGAGACAUGGAGAAGGUUCGCGAAGUGUUGGAGAGGAGCGAUCCGGCGUGGCGCGCCGCCGACUCUUCUGAUGCGAGCGGUGAGAGUCUCCUCCACCUCGCAAUUUCCCGCAGCCGCGCGGAUCUUGCGCAGCUCGUUCUCGAAUUCGGCGCCGACGUGGAAGCGAGAAGCAGAACAGGGCGGUCGCCACUGGAAGCUGCUGCGGCGGCUGGGGAGACGUUGAUCGCCGAGCUACUCCUUGCGCGUGGGGCCUCUACAGAGCGAUCCAGCGGAUCUCCGUUGGGACCAAUUCAUCUCGCGGCCGCAGGGGGGCAUACCGAGCUUCUCCGGCUUCUACUUCUAAAAGGCGCGGCACCGGAGGCCACCGCUGCUGACGGGCGUACCGCACUGCAUCUGGCGGCAGCAGAGCAGCGCCGGGAAUGCGUGGGGCUUCUGCUUUCCGCCGGAUCGCGAGCUGACGUGUGCGGCGGAGCCGCGAAGGAGACGCCGCUGCACCUGGCAGCGGCGGCAGGGGACGAGGCAACGGCGCGGCUGCUGAUAUCGAGCGGCUGUGCUGGGCUGAGGGAAGCGAGGAAUGGGGCCGGGAAGACGGCGUUCGACGUUGCAGCAGAGGAAGGUCAAAGGAGGCUUUUUGAUAUGCUUAAAGCCGGCGAGAGCCUUGCGGCGGCCGCGAGGAGUGGGGAUGUGAGUGCGGUGGUGAGGGCUAUCGAAAUGGGAGCGGCAGUGGAUGGAAGAGAUGGGUUGGGAUGGACGGCGUUGAUGCGCGCCGGAUUCAAAGGCAGGGUUGAGAUAAUGAGGAUUCUGAUCGAGAAAGGAGCCGCCUUGGAUGCCAGAGACGAGGCAGGGUACACGGCGCUGCACUGCGCGGUGGAGGCCGGACAAGUGGAGGCGGUCGAGGUUCUCGUAAAGCGAGGGACGGAUGUGGAGGCGAGGACGGCGAAGGGUAAGACGGCAGUGGAGAUCGCGACGGCGUUAGGGUACGCCGGGCUUGUGAGGAUUCUUGUUCAGGGAGGAGCCGUGGCAGCGCAAGGGAUGGCUGCGCCGGCUGUGGCGCAGAUUCCACUGCCGCCGGCCAAAGAGAAGUUGGGAAAAGGGAGGGUUUUGAUGGUGAAGGAGAAGGAGAAGAAGGGGAAGAGGAAAGGGGGAAGCAUUGUCGCCGGAGCAAGAAGGGUGACGAGCGCCGGGUUUGUUGAUCAACCGGUGGCCAUGGCGGUGGCAAGUUAUUAAGCGCCGGCCAAAGGCCUGUUUAGUCUAGUUUGUGAAUCGUUAAGUGAAGUGUGAAUUUGAAUUUGUUGGAGGAAAAUUAAGGAUGAAGUGAGAUAAAAGAUGAUUUCUGUGAGUGGAGAAA
Messenger RNA from Dendrobium catenatum, 2080 nucleotides. RefSeq names its product ankyrin repeat domain-containing protein 65-like. The transcript has a single exon. The record is from RefSeq and is a predicted model, not a curated record. Gene Ontology annotation, molecular function: protein binding. Lineage: Eukaryota; Viridiplantae; Streptophyta; Magnoliopsida; Asparagales; Orchidaceae. Bases 283 to 1959 code for a protein of 558 amino acids.